Molecule: messenger RNA, 816 nt
Organism: Macrosiphum euphorbiae (potato aphid)
Lineage: Eukaryota; Metazoa; Arthropoda; Insecta; Hemiptera; Aphididae
Source: the annotation of a GenBank genome assembly
AUGAUGAACGGUUAUGACUUCGAGUAUGCGCUUCGUGUUUCCGCUUCAGCAUGCACGUGCAUCCAGUUCUUGUCCGGAUUUUUGAUAUGUGCUAACUUCAUGAAGAAAGGCAAAGUAUUGAACGAGUCUGUAGUACCAUUUGUCACUGGAUUUCUAUCGUGUUCACUGUGGCUGUAUUAUGGUAUGAUAUUGGCAAAUAGCACAUUAGUGUCAGUGAAUGCUUUUGGCUGUUUACUAUUUGCGAUAUACACAUGGAUAUACUAUAGAUACACUUCUAAAAAAAAACGAGUUAUACACUAUGUAGUAUCAGCUAUUGCCGUCAUUGCGUGGAUUGUGUAUUUUACUUACACAAAUGUAAAUCGAAAGCAGUCAAAAACUCUGUCACCCGCAGAAUUACAUCUGCAUGAAACAGUGGAGGUGGCGGCAGUAACACCUUUGGAUAUAGCAGACACAUCAAUCAUCUCCUCAACCACUAAUGAUGCUAUAGACCGUGUUGGGCUUUUAUGUUCUCUCACUACUAUGUUGUUUUUUGCAGCACCAUUUUCAAAUUUAAUUAAUGUGGUAAGAACUAAAAAUACAGAGUCAAUGCCAUUGCCAUUGAUUGUAAUGACACUCCUUGUUUCUGCUCAGUGGUUGGUUUAUGGCCGAAUGUUACGUGACAAGUUUAUUAUGUACCCAAAUGCUAUUGGAUGUAUGCUUUCUGUCAUACAACUGACUCUAUUUGUUAUUUAUCCUAGAAGGUCUGCCAUACCAUUGACUACCGAACUCCAUAAUCAUCACCAUUCAUAUCCUUAUAUUAAAUUAAUGGACGCAUGA